This is a messenger RNA of Rana temporaria (common frog), 4540 nucleotides long. It is a transcript of the gene DCLK3, whose product is annotated as doublecortin like kinase 3. Bases 506 to 2806 code for a protein of 766 amino acids. The record is from RefSeq and is a predicted model, not a curated record. Gene Ontology annotation, molecular function: protein kinase activity; ATP binding. NCBI's taxonomy places the organism in Eukaryota, Metazoa, Chordata, Amphibia, Anura, Ranidae. Gene Ontology annotation, biological process: protein phosphorylation; intracellular signal transduction. The transcript is spliced from 5 exons.
UAUCUUGUAUGUGAGCUGGAAAGGUUGCUAAGUUACCUCAUAAAUAUCCAGGGUAAUGUCCUCAUCUCCUGCUCAAACCCCAGUAGAGCUGCAUAGUUUAGCUCCCUUAGUUCUGUUGCUGAGUGCAACUUGGGAGAGACUGAAACAUCCUAUAGAAAAGAACAUGUUGUUGUUAACACUGCUGUCAACAAAAAGCCAGUCAAAUUAAACCAUGAACAAUAAAUACAUAGUACAUAGAUACACUAAUACUUCAGCCUGGUAACCUCAGAAAACAUGUGGUGAUCCCUCCUCUAUACACUUUCUCUGGUCACUGCCUCCCACCACACUUCUCCAGAACAAGAGAAGUUCAUUAUUUAUUUCUACCAGUUAAAAUGCACUAGAAAGUUACUACCCUGGUUUGUACACGCAGACAUCCUGGAUGCAGCAGAAAGAAGGCUGAGCUGCUGGUAGAUUCAUUGAAUUUAUAUUCCUGCCUAUAUUCAGUUCUGCUUGCUUUGGAAAAAGCAUGCCAGGAGGGGGCCUGGUAAAUGCUGCAUCCUGCACCUGUAAACACCAUGGUCAUCAAACACUUUUUCAUCAUUUAUAUACCAAUAUAAAUUCAAGGCCUGCAGAGAGGAAACACCAAGUCACAUGUCCACCUAUAGGCCAUGCAACACAUGGAAAACAAUUUCAUGGACUAAACAGCUAUACAUCACCGUAUUUUCACUCUCAAAAUGGUUUUCACACAAUACAUUCUGAGAACAGUCCAGUAAAACCAAGAAUUGUGACAGUAGUUAAACCAGGAAAUCACCCUUUGAAGAAAAUCACUUUGCUUUUGAAUAGAAGGUCAGUGCAGACCUUUGAGCAGCUUAUUGCCGAUAUAUCUGAAGCCCUGGGAUUGCCUAGGUGGAAAAAUGACCAUGUGAGAAAAUUGUAUAACCUGAAAGGCAAAGAAAUACGUAGCGUGUGUGAUUUCUUUCGUGGGGAUGACAUUUUUAUAGCUUUGGGUAAGGAACAGCUGACCACUAAAUGCAUUGAAAUUGUGUUUAAUGAACUUUAUCCUGAUAGGCUUUUAACAAAGAACCCAGAUCAUUAUGAAAGACGCAGAUGCAAAUUAAAUGAAAAUGGACAAACUAUAGAUAGUGGCUAUGAAGACACAGACUUGGUCAACAAAUGCGACACUAUGUCUCCAAGACUGACAACCAAACAUGAUGCGAAGGGUUAUGUCAAACAAAAGCCAGAAGUAACAAGGAAAUCCAAAAAACAAGAAAAGAUCAAAAGUCAUCAAGAAAAUUUGUCUGGGAAAAUGAAAAAACUUGAACUUUGCCAUUGCAAACCAAAUAAAGUCUUGACUUCAAGUUUAGAUUGUGCCAACCAAUGUGAGCAACGUAAGGAGAUUACAAUCAAGCAUAGACUGUACACUGAAAUGAACACAGAUACGUCAUCAGGCAAUGCUGAUUUGAAUGAAAAGUGUAAGAUAUUACCAAUUGGAAGCUGUAAGGAAGAAAGGCCAUUGUUAACAUGUGUAAACUGUCAUAACAAAUGUAGGAACAAAAGAGAUGCCAAUGACUUACAGGAAAGAGGGGACAGCAGCAUAGAAUUGUAUGAGAAAACACACUAUCCUCAUUCCAGAAUGCAAAGUCAUAGUAUGCAAAGGCAUGAGUGCUUUAAAAAUAAAUGCCAAAGAGACAGAAGAAAAUUGGGUGGGAAGCAUUCUGACUGCAUAACAAUAAAACCUAGUGGUAGGCUUAUUGAAGAUUUCCUGGAAGACACAAAGGAAAACAUACAAAUAAAAGUAGACAAAAUAGAGGCGGACAAUGAAUCCAACAGUAAAAAGGACAUAAUGAACAAUAUUGACUCAACAGAACAAAAGAUUGAAGGCGGACUGCCGAGAAGAGAUGACGAAAAGGCAGUUUCUAGCACUAGCAGAAUAUGCUGUAUAAAAGACCAUCUGGAUGUACAAAUAAAUUAUGAGAUUGGCAGGACUAUUGGAGAUGGAAAUUUUGCAGUUGUCAAAGAGUGUAGACUUCAAAAAACGAACGAAGAAUAUGCCAUGAAAAUUAUUGAUAAGGCUAAACUAAUAGGUAAAGAGGAUAUAAUUAAAAAUGAAGUUAGCAUAAUAAAAAUGCUUUCCCACCCAAACAUAGUAAAACUAAUUGAUGAUUUUGAGACUGACAAUGACAUUUAUUUGAUAUUGGAGUACAUUAAAGGGGGAGAUUUAUUUGAUGCUAUUACAGAGAGCGUUAAAUUUACUGAACAUGAUGCAGCACUUAUGAUGUCUGACUUGUGCAAGGCUUUAGUAUAUAUUCACAGCAAGAAUAUCGUGCACAGGGACUUGAAACCUGAGAACCUGUUGGUGCAGCAAAAUCCUGAUGGAUCUGCCACUCUGAAACUGGCUGACUUUGGGCUUGCUGUAUAUGUUACAGAGCCUAUCUUCACUGUAUGUGGAACACCAACAUAUGUGGCUCCUGAAAUACUGCUGGAAAAAGGCUAUGGGUUAGAGGUUGACAUGUGGGCCACCGGAGUUAUCUUGUACGUACUGUUAUCUGGCUUUCCCCCUUUCCGGAGUCCAGAACGCAAUCACGAAGAAUUAUUCCAGAUAAUCCAACGUGGAGAGUAUGAAUUCUUGUCACCGUACUGGGAUAACAUCUCAGAUGAGGCUAAAGAUUUAAUCAACAGCUUGCUUGUGCUCAAUCCUAUGAAGAGGUUUACUGCUAGGUGUGUUUUACAGCACAUGUGGAUCAAAACAAGUGGGCAAAUGAACAGUCAUAACCUGCAGAGAGAAGUUAGCAUGAAUAUUGAUCGCCAUUUCCGCAACCAUAUCUAGAAACCUGGUACAAAAAAAUGAACUAUAAUUUUGUAGUAUACGAUCUCUGUAUUCACACAAUGUAAAAUCACAUAUUGUCAUAUUGUACGUAUCAAAGAAUGUUAAUAUCUGUACUGAAUAAUUUUAGAAUACUGUUUGGAUGUAGAUUAAAUCUAGGAUGGGAAUUUGUCAGUUGUGGAAGAAAAAACUAUAAGCUCUAAUUGUUUGACUACCAAUGGAAGUUUUUGCUUUAAUAUACGGUACUGUUACUGAUAACUUUUUGAAGACACCUUUAUUAAUUUCACCGUUUCAUAGGUUGUUCUGGUGAUCAGUGUCACCAGAAUAAAAAGUUGUGGAUAAUAAUCCAAAAUGUUACAGUUAUCACACUUGUUCUGCUGACUAUUGCGCUACUGCCAUGGGUGAUCUUUCCAAUGGGACAUAGACAGCAAAACAAAGCCUCUCAGGUUUUUAACUAUUAACUAAAUCUUAAAGCAUAUCUAAUCCCAAAAACAAAACAAAAAAAUACAUAUUGCAUCUUACAAAUCCUUAGAUGUGAUGGCUGCAUUUCUUCUUCUUUUUUUAUUUUAUUUUUUACACAUGACGAUCGGGCCAGAAACACACCUCCUGCCUUAAGCUGGCAAUGCACUGAUUGAAAAUCGGUCAGUUCAGAAGGGACUGGCUGAAUUUCUUUCAGUGUGUGGCCUCUGCUGCUCGACAGAAGUAUAUUAUUUAACCAAUUUCUGUUUAUGGGUUUGACAUGUUGGAACAUUUUGAAAUGAUCAGCAGCUGCAGCCACUAUUACAAUAUAGAUCAGUAUUUUCUGACACAAAGUAAAACAAACAAUGGCCCAUGGGACUUUAAAUGAGAUGUUCAUAAUGAUCAAAGGGUAAACAAGAUGUACGAAUGUAUAAACUAACACAGUUUAUUGGAAUAGUAUAAAUCUUCUAGUAUGGGAUUAUUGGUACAGGCUUCUUGCUCUUGUCCAAUCAUAACCUAUACUCCAAUUGAUACUUCACUUAUUUUUACAGACAUUGGAUAUACACAUCAGCCCCUGAUGAAGCGAGUAGAGCUCAGGAAACGAGUUGGGUUAUAGAUGUAUUAUUUAUAUCUGUACUAUUAAUAUUUUGUGAUUAUAUACCAUUAUGGCUAUGUUUAGAGGACGUUUAUGCUAUGUUGCUGCUUUUAUGAAUCUGUCACCCAUGCUCAUGUCUUGUAUUGGAUGAUGUUUAUACUAUUCCAAUAAACUUUGUUACUUUAUACAUUUAUACAUCUUGUAUACCCUUUGAUCAUCAUAAACACCUCAUUUAAAGUCCCACGGGCCACUGUUUGUUUUUACUUUAUGUAAUAUGGGGAUGGAGGCGUUUCAUGUCGGGGGGCAGCUUUCAGACCUUCUCUAAUUUUGAAGUAUAUUCUAAAACCAACGAAUGCGGCUGUCAGAAUGCAAUGCCCUGAUGUGUUUUUCUUUUUGGGUUAAAGGAUUUAACUAAAUUAAUAAAAGCUGACAAUUGUAUGCACUGCUGUAAGUGUUUAAUGUUUAUUCUCAACCCACUAAACUGCACUUUUGCUGGAUAGCUUGGUCUGUUAAAGAAAUCUGCAAACUAUAUGACUUACUGGCAGGAUCAACAGGUAAUAAAACUAUAUUACCGAGAGACCAAGAAGAACAAAGACUGCUGUGUUAAUGAUAUUGUCAAACUGCAUCAUAUAUGUCAUUUUUGAUUUUGCCCAUAGUCCCAUAUUAAAGUAUAUCUAAAGUUU